Messenger RNA from Ceratotherium simum simum (southern white rhinoceros), 4988 nucleotides. The record is from RefSeq and is a predicted model, not a curated record. Lineage: Eukaryota; Metazoa; Chordata; Mammalia; Perissodactyla; Rhinocerotidae.
CGUGGGGGAAAAGGCGGGGGGGGAGGGGGGUGGUGUCCCCGGCUGGUUUGGGGGGUGCGUUGCCCGGAGACGGAAAGUUUGGGAGCCCGAGCAGGCUCGGCUGCGGCCCCAGCAAGGAGGUCCAGGGGGCGGCGGCCCUGGGGAUGGGGAAGGAGCAGGAGCUGCUGGAGGCGGCCCGCACCGGGCACCUCCCGGCCGUGGAGAAGCUGCUGUCCGGGAAGCGGCUCUCCUCAGGCUUCGGGGGCGGCGGCGGCGGGGGCGGCUCCGGGGGUGGCAGCGGCGGCGGCGGUGGCCUCGGCUCCUCGAGCCAUCCCCUCUCCAGUCUGCUCAGCAUCUGGAGAGGGCCAAAUGUGAACUGUGUUGACAGCACUGGGUAUACACCUCUGCACCAUGCUGCUUUGAAUGGCCAUAAGGAUGUGGUCGAGGUUCUUCUGAGGAACGAUGCACUGACCAACGUGGCUGAUUCUAAAGGCUGUUACCCUCUGCACUUGGCAGCCUGGAAAGGAGAUGCCCAGAUAGUGCGGUUGCUCAUCCAUCAAGGUCCCUCACACACCAGAGUCAAUGAACAGAACAACGACAAUGAGACGGCUCUGCAUUGCGCCGCACAGUACGGCCACACGGAGGUGGUGAAGGUCCUCUUAGAGGAGCUAACAGACCCCACCAUGCGCAACAACAAAUUUGAGACACCUCUGGACCUGGCUGCGCUGUACGGGAGACUGGAGGUGGUGAAGAUGCUCCUCAAUGCACACCCCAACCUCUUGAGCUGCAACACUAAGAAGCACACCCCUCUGCACUUGGCAGCAAGGAACGGCCACAAAGCCGUGGUCCAGGUCCUCCUGGAUGCUGGCAUGGAUAGCAACUACCAGACGGAGAAGGGCAGUGCUUUGCAUGAGGCUGCUUUGUUUGGCAAGACCGAUGUGGUGCAAAUCCUGCUGGCUGCAGGAAUUGAUGUCAACAUAAAAGAUAACCGUGGACUGACUGCCCUAGACACUGUCCGGGAACUGCCUUCUCAAAAGAGCCAGCAGAUAGCAGCACUUAUUGAAGAUCACAUGACUGGAAAAAGAAGUGCAAAAGAGGUAGAUAAAACCCCCACACCCCAGCCACCUCUGAUCUCCAACAUGGACUCCAUAUCACAGAAGCCUCAGGGGGACGUGGAGAAAGCAGUGACUGAACUGAUCAUCGAUUUUGACACAAACGCUGAAGAGGAGGGUCCCUACGAGGCGCUGUACAAUGCUGUCUCCUGCCAUUCACUGGACAGCAUGGCCAGUGGGCGAUCGUCUGACCGGGACUCGGUGAACAGGGAGGCCGAGGCCGCAGGAGUGAAAGCUGCUGGAGUGAGGCCGAGGGAACGUCCACCACCUCCAGCAAAGCCACCACCUGAUGAAGAGGAGGAAGACCGCGUAGAUAAGAAGUAUUUUCCCUUGACAGCUUCUGAGGUCUUGGCCAUGAGACCCUGGAUUCAGGGGAGUGCAGCCAGGGAAGAGGAUGAGCAUCCUUAUGAGCUAUUGUUAACAGCAGAAACAAAGAAGCUGGUGUCAGUGGACGGAAAAACAAAAGACCACAGGCGGAGCAGCAGCAGCCGGAGCCAGGACUCUGCGGAGGGGCAGGACGGGCAGGUCCCAGAGCAGUUCUCAGGUCUCCUCCACGGCUCCUCCCCGGUGUGUGAGGUGGGGCAGGACCCUUUUCAGCUACUCUCUGCCGCUGGCCAGAGCUGUCCAGAGGGGUCCCCUGCGCAGGGUGCCUGCCACGAGGCCAGCAUGCAGCUGGAGGAGACAAGUGUGCACGCUCCUGGAGCCUCCCCGCCCAGUGUCCUGGACCAGAGUAAAAGAGUGGGCUAUGCAGCAGGCCUGCCCACCACCAACAGCCAAUCGCACCCUGAAACUUUGACUCACACAGCAUCUUCACACCCUGGUGGUGCCGAGGAAGAAGGAGGCCGGAGUGGGGCCAGGAGCCGAGCCCCUCCCACCAGCAAACCAAAAGCUGAACUCAAACUCAGUCGCAGCUUGUCCAAGUCUGACUCUGAUCUCCUGACCUGCUCACCCACGGAGGACGCUACAAUGGGGAGCCGGAGCGAGUCCUUGUCCAACUGCAGCAUCGGGAAGAAGAGGCUAGAAAAGUCACCCUCUUUCACCUCGGAGUGGGAUGAGAUUGAGAAAAUCAUGAGCUCUAUUGGAGAAGGGAUUGACUUUUCUCAGGAACAGCAGAAGAUCUCAGGUUCGCGGUCGCUGGAGCAGAGCGUCGGGGAGUGGCUGGAGGCGGUUGGGCUGCAGCAGUAUGAGAGCAAGUUGCUUCUGAAUGGCUUUGACGAUGUCCGCUUCCUGGGGCCUAACGUGAUGGAAGAGCAAGACCUGCGGGAGAUCGGCAUCAGUGACCCGCAGCACCGGCGGAAGCUGCUGCAGGCCGCGCGGUCCCUGCCCAAGGUGAAGGCUCUGGGCUAUGAUGGGAACAGCCCCCCAUCGGUGCCCUCCUGGCUGGACUCCCUGGGGCUGCAGGACUAUGUCCAUUCCUUCCUGUCGAGUGGCUACAGCUCCAUUGACACUGUGAAGAACCUCUGGGAACUGGAGCUUGUCAACGUCCUAAAGGUUCACCUGCUUGGCCAUCGAAAGCGCAUCAUCGCCUCCCUCGCAGACAGGCCUUACGAGGAGCCGCCCCAGAAGCCCCCGAGGUUUUCCCAGCUGAGAUGCCAAGACUUGCUCUCACAGACAUCGUCCCCCCUGAGCCAGAAUGACUCCUGCACCGGCCGGUCCGCUGACCUGCUGCUGCCUCCUGGGGACGCGGGCAGGAGGCGGCAUGACAGUCUCCAUGACCCCGUGGCACCCUCCCGAGCAGAGCGCUUCAGAAUCCAGGAAGAGCACCGCGAGGCCAAGCUGACCCUUCGGCCCCCUAGCCUGGCUGCCCCCUAUGCCCCUGUGCAGAGUUGGCAACACCAGCCGGAGAAACUCAUCUUCGAGUCCUGCGGUUAUGAAGCCAAUUAUCUGGGCUCCAUGUUGAUCAAAGAUCUGCGAGGGACAGAAUCCACGCAAGACGCCUGUGCCAAGAUGCGGAAAUCCACUGAGCACAUGAAGAAGAUCCCCACCAUCAUCCUGUCUAUCACGUACAAAGGUGUCAAGUUCAUCGAUGCCUCCAACAAGAACAUCAUCGCGGAGCAUGAGAUCCGGAACAUUUCCUGUGCGGCCCAGGACCCAGAGGACCUCUGUACCUUUGCCUACAUCACCAAGGACCUGCAGACCAGCCACCACUACUGCCAUGUCUUCAGCACAGUGGAUGUGAACCUGACCUACGAGAUCAUCCUGACGCUGGGGCAGGCAUUCGAGGUGGCCUAUCAGCUGGCCCUGCAGGCUCAGAAGUCCAGGCCCGUGGUGGCCUCUGCAGCUGAGAUGAUUGAAACAAAAUCUUCCAAACCGGUGCCUAAGCCUCGGGUCGGCAUGAGGAAGUCAGCACUGGAACCACCCGAUAUGGACCCAGAUGCCCAGUCCCAUGCCAGUGUUUCCUGGGUUGUGGACCCCAAACCAGACUCUAAGCGGAGCCUCAGCACCAACUGAGCCACUGAGGAACCAACUGUGCUGCGGAAAUACAGACAUGGGAGCACAGGCCCCCACCGCUGCCACCACCACCACUGUCUCACCUGCAGCUUUGAAGACCCAGGCCCAGCCUCUGCCCAUAGGACCUCCUCUCGGCUGCUUGGCCUGGACCUGCCACCACCAGGUCUUACAGAGCAAGCCUUGCCCUGGCUGCAGAGAAGCACUCCAGGCCUCUAGCAGAUGAGACUGGAACUCCAGAGGGUCAAGAAGUGACUUGUCCAGAACAUAUUUUUAAUAGAAAAAAAUUUUUUUUUAUAAAAUGAACUUUUAACACUCAGCUCAAACCUCUAGGUUAAACUGCCAAUCUUUAGACAAAUGGCCAUAGGGUCAGAGGACAGGGGACCUGAGAUGGGCUAAGAGGUCAGUCUAUCCAGCCCCUGUGUCCAUGGGAUGGGCUCUUGGCGUGGUCUGGUAGGUCUGAAGAGAAGGCAGUGGCCUGCGGUGAAUUAAAAGCAGCAGGUGCAAGGGGCAAAACUGAGUAGGUUUGUUAGAGCCUGCUUUUCAAACCCAUCCAAGUUAGUUGUUGUUCUUAUGAACAGCACAACUUCUUGUCCCUGUCUAGAGCUGACACAGCUUUACAGCAGUAAGAACACAGCCUUAGAGGCACCUGGCAAAAGCAAAGCCUUCCGGUCCAUUUCUGGGGUUCCAAAUGUGAAGGUCCAGGGGCCAAAUGGAGAUGAGCGACCAGCUCCUGGUGCCAUGAAGUCUGAGCCAGUGCCUGGAGCUCUGGGUUGCUCGCUGGGCUCUGGCCUGCCAGUGGUCAGAGCACUGCCCUGGGCGCUCUGGUGACCUCAGACUGCCUGAGUCGAGUCAGGAAGGAGGAAAAGCAGCUUUGUUUUGGGCAUUAAUGGGUAGGUUAGCUAAGAUUGCUGCCUGCCAAUCUGUGAUGUCUCUAAUCAGGUCUGUGUGUUCAGGACUCAUUUUGAUUCUCUGAAUUAUUGGUUUGACUGUUGUAUUUUCAGCUGCUGAGCUCAUCCCUGGCUCUAAGUCUAGAGAAGGCUAAAUAAGGUGACAGUCAAUUUGAUUCUCCCCUAGUGUGGCCUUCAGGGCAGGCUGGCGUCCUGGUGCACCACUGCCGCUUAAGCCCUCUUGCUGGCUUGCUUUGCUUUUUUAACUUAGGUUUCAAAGUUUUUUAACUUUGGUUCCUCCCCCUAGAGUAUAAUAGAAACAAAAGGACUAAUUCCUGUGAGGCUGAGCCAGGUCAGCUGCUUGUCCAGUACCUUCCAGAGUAGGGAGCAGAGAGGAGCGUUUCCUCCUGUGGGUCACUCAGCAGACCCAGGCCUUGCUGGCAUGUGCAGUCUGGUCCCAGGAUCAGUGUUCCAGGCUUUGACAGCACGUCUCUUUCCCAGCAAAGGUUGUGAAUUGAAAUUCUCUGCUGGUGUGUAUGUGCGGGGAGAGUGCUCUUGG